This is a messenger RNA of Alternaria hordeiaustralica, 1764 nucleotides long. RefSeq lists its product as uncharacterized. Bases 1 to 1764 code for a protein of 587 amino acids. The transcript is spliced from 2 exons. NCBI's taxonomy places the organism in Eukaryota, Fungi, Ascomycota, Dothideomycetes, Pleosporales, Pleosporaceae. The record is from RefSeq and is a predicted model, not a curated record. Gene Ontology annotation, cellular component: cytoplasm; centrosome; nucleus. Gene Ontology annotation, molecular function: protein kinase activity; ATP binding. Gene Ontology annotation, biological process: chromosome segregation; protein phosphorylation.
AUGGCAGAUCCACCGACUCUACCUGACGGCUCGUCGCAGAAACACAAUGAGCUGUUCAAUGAACUACCGAACGACAAUGUGCGGCGUGGGUAUCUGUUGUUCUACGGGGGAUACAAGGGCGGAAUCAAAGAGGCUGGUGUGCUUUCACGAGUAUGGAAUAAGAUGACAUCCGCGGCGCAACAGGAAUACAUCAGCCGUGCCACAUCUGGGGCGGUCAGCUAUCAGUCAGAUCGCGAGAUCGAGAGUAGAAAAGAGUUGAGUAGGGAUGAUCCCCAAGAAGCGAUUGAAGGAGGUCGUAUACAGGCAAAACCGGGGGCCCUAGAAAAUAAUGUGCGCGGCAUAGAUGGCCCGUUACAUGGCGUAGCGAUACCUGUUGAGGCUAAUAACCCAGAAGCAUCGAAUGAUACAGAAACGUCUGAUUACGAGCCUAGUGAUGGCGAAAUCGCCAUAGCAAGGGUCGGUCUUACCGAAGCAGAUACUGGUAGAGUAGCACCUCCCCAGACCAGGAAAAGAGGCCACGAAGAAGUACACGACAACGCAAUGCAAGCAUGGCAAUGGUGCAAGACGCUGAUGGACUCUCGUACUAGAUUCAGUGGGUCCAGAGAGAUGCGCACAGCGGUAUGCUUGUACGCGCUAUGCGAUGAAACCGGCAGGAUAUUGAAACGGAAGGUAUGUAAGAAGAUACGCUGUGGUUCGCAAACAAUGGUGGACUUUGUCGAAGAUGAGUACAAUAUCAGUCGACAACUGGAGCUUUGUGAUCAUUGCCAUCACAUCCAGGCAGCCUCUCAACAAGAGGGUACGCUAAUGUAUCGCCUGUACUCUGAUUACGCCGAGCACGGAGAUCUGAGCGAACUUCUCAAAGUUUAUUACCAGGAAGAGAAUUUGGACAAGCAAGUACCCGAGCAGUUUGUCUGGAUGGUCUUCCAUGCGCUGGCCGAUGCCAUAUGUACCUUAAACACGGGGGAGUGCAGAGAGACGCAAGACGAAGACAAGACGGCGGAAGGAGCAGAGAAUGGCGCAGAAGUCGGAAAAGAGGGACAAAAGACAAAGAAAGGAAAGCGAGGUGGAAACAAGCCAAGGAAGAAGUUCACAGACAGCAUGGUGCAUUUGGAUGUCAAGCCAGCGAACAUCUUUCUCAGUACCGCUAAGGAACCCUACCUAGCAUACCCACAAACUCUUCUUGCUGACUACGAUGUCGUCAAGACGAUCUCACGAAGCACAGAUGCUUCAGAGGGGAGGAAAGAUUGGGGCACGAAAGGAUUCCAAGCCCCAGAGAUUAUCGUAGAGGUCGCGCAUCAUCAUUCUGUCAAUGCCAAGACAGAUAUUUGGUCGCUUGGGAUGGUCAUCUGGAAACUGAUGCAUACUACGCUUGGUAAAGCAUGGUCGGAUCAGAUAUGCGAGGACAGCAUCAAAGCUUCAUUCCAAUUUGCAGAAGGAAAUACGUUCACAUCGACGGACAUCCCAGGUUACGAUGCGAUGUAUUCCAAUGCCUUGCACCAACUGGUGAUCGACUGUCUCCAGAUCAACCCGGAAAAGCGACCAGGUUACGAGACUCUGAGGAAGAAAGCGAAAGCGGAGUUUGAGAGAUCGCAGAGGCGGUUAGGCCCGGUAUCGUCGGGUGAUAAAAUGGGUAGUGAUAUUGCCGGUCACCUCCGAGUUCUCAGGAAAGAAGAGUUGGAGUAUAAACUUGGGGAUAUGUUUGUCGAACCUUUGAGCAAGAGGAGAAAAGCUCAAUCGCACGUCGAACAAAAUGCCGAUGUAUGA